GACUUUCUUUGCGUUAAGAGUAUAAACAAUAAGAAUUAUGCGAAGAAAGCCUGAGAACUGUCGGAACAAAGCAUAAGUAGAGAAAGAUACAGUAAGCUGCAAAGUGAACUCKGAAGAAAACUGUGGGGAAAAGCGUUUGAGGAGCAGACAACAACGGGCAACCGCGCGACGGCGUUAGUUCUGAAAAGAAAGCCACGCGCUGCGGUUUAAAAUUUUAACUCAUCAGCUAUGAACUUUAAUGUGCUUGCAUUGCUGGUGAUGCUCUACACAACACUGCUGACGAAUGUGGUGAAUGGCCAAUUCUGGAGGUUAAACAGUCCAAGUGACCGCGAUAAUUUUAUUUUGGAAACCAAAUCGGUUAUGGCCUCCGGCAUAUGCUACAAGGAAGUGCUUGGCGAAGCUAGCGAGCCCACCUUGAAGCUGCAAACGAUCUCCUAUUGCUGYCCUGGCUAUCGGCGCGACUUGCAGUCCUCGGCAAUGCAUUGCGAGCCCAUCUGUUCGGAGGAUUGYACGAACGGCAUUUGCACGGCGCCGGAUGUUUGCGAGUGUUAUCCGGGCUACACACGCGCCGGCGGUCGCUGUGAGGAACUGUGAAGUGAGAUGACAGAUAUUUUUAAGUAUUAAACUUAGAAUAGAGACAGACACUAGAAGCCGCAAGAAUAUUGAGAUUUUAUUAUGUAAAGGCACGAAUUACAUACAAUUGCAUUAUAGAAAGACUUCUCGAGUCGAAUGUUGUAUACUAUUUGAUCUUUUAAGGGUUGCAUAGUGUUAAAGUAAAAGCAAAUCAUAAUUUCAAUAAAGUUCUGUAAAAAUUUAAUACAAUUUUAUACAAAUUAAAUACUUUUAAAGCAAUAAAAUGUUGCUAAUAGCUGUAACACUGUA
Molecule: messenger RNA, 882 nt
Organism: Bactrocera latifrons
Lineage: Eukaryota; Metazoa; Arthropoda; Insecta; Diptera; Tephritidae
Exons: 3
Coding region: 229-594 (121 amino acids)
Source: RefSeq, a predicted model, not a curated record